This is a messenger RNA of Penicillium lagena, 2859 nucleotides long. Its product is annotated as U4/U6-U5 snRNP complex subunit PRP6. The coding region runs from base 1 to 2859 and encodes 952 amino acids. The record is from RefSeq and is a predicted model, not a curated record. Gene Ontology annotation, biological process: spliceosomal tri-snRNP complex assembly; mRNA splicing, via spliceosome. Gene Ontology annotation, molecular function: protein binding. Gene Ontology annotation, cellular component: catalytic step 2 spliceosome; U4/U6 x U5 tri-snRNP complex. Lineage: Eukaryota; Fungi; Ascomycota; Eurotiomycetes; Eurotiales; Aspergillaceae. The transcript is spliced from 2 exons.
AUGGCGUCCGGGCGCAAGGAUUUCUUGAGCCAACAUGCGCCAGAGAACUACGUCGCCGGUCUGGGUCGUGGUGCCACGGGCUUCACCACCCGCUCCGACCUUGGCCCGGCGCGCGAAGGUCCUACACCCGAACAGAUCCAGGCUGCGCUGCAACAGAGAGCACGGACCCUGGGAGCCCCCGAACCAACAGCAUACGGUGGUAGUCGUGAGAAAGGAGGGAAGGAAGAGGAAAAAGAGGAGGAAGAUGAACGGUUCCAGGAUCCCGACAACGAGACUGGAUUAUUUGCGUACGGACAGUUCGACCAAGAGGACGACGAAGCAGAUCGCGUCUACCGAGAGGUAGAUGAGAAGAUGGACAGGCGGCGGAAAGCACGCAGGGAAAUCCGCGAGCAACAAGAACGCGAAGACUACGAACGACAGAACCCCAAGAUCCAGCAACAGUUUGCCGAUGUGAAGCGGACUCUCGCCGCAGUAUCCGAAGAAGACUGGGCCAACCUGCCCGAGGUCGGUGAUCUCACGGGCAAAAAUCGACGUCAGAAGCAGAACUUACGGCAGCGCUUCUAUGCGGUUCCUGAUAGCGUCAUUGCCGGUGCCCGCGAUUCGGCCCAGUUCGACACGACGAUCGCCGACGAUGGCACCCAAACCGAAGCUCCGGAGGGGGAUGGUAGCAUGACGAACUUUGCAGAUAUCGGUGCGGCGCGUGAUAAAGUGCUGAAGGUCAGGCUGGAUCAGGCUGCGCUGGGUUCGUCUGCCGACACCACGUCUGGGAGCGCGACCAACAUCGACCCCAAGGGCUAUCUGACCAGCCUGACCCAAUCAGAGCUCAAGGCUGGUGAAGUCGAAGUGGGUGAUAUUAAGCGAGUUCGCGUACUCUUGGAAUCCGUCACAAAAACGAAUCCCAAGCAUGCACCGGGCUGGAUUGCUCUCGCCCGUCUCGAGGAGCUGGCUGGUCGGAUUGUGACGGCCCGGAACAUUAUAGCAAAGGGCUGUGAGCUCUGUCCGAAGAGUGAAGAUGCAUGGUUGGAAAAUAUCCGUGUCAAUGAAGGCCACAAUGCCAAGGUCAUUGCGGCAAAUGCCAUCAAGAACAAUGACCGCUCCACGAGACUUUGGACGGAGGCAAUGAAAUUGGAAACUGACACUCGAGCCAAAAAGAAUGUUCUCCGACAAGCCAUUCUGCAUAUUCCCCAAUCAGUGCAAAUCUGGAAAGAGGCCGUAAACCUGGAAGAGGAUCCAGCUGACGCCCGGCUACUUCUGGCCAAGGCUGUCGAGAUGAUUCCUCUUUCCGUGGAGCUUUGGCUGGCCCUUGCACGUCUUGAAUCUCCAGAAAAUGCGCAAAAGGUCUUGAAUGCCGCGCGCAAGGCGGUCCCAGCAAGCCACGAGAUUUGGAUUGCUGCCGCUCGUCUUCAGGAGCAGAUGGGCACUUUUGAAAGGGUCAAUGUCAUGAAGCGUGCAAUCCAGUCUCUUGUCCGAGAGAAUGCCAUGCUGAAGAGAGAAGAGUGGAUUGCCGAGGCCGAGCGGUGCGAAGAAGAAGGCGCUAUUCUUACCUGCGGCGCAAUUAUUCGUGAGACGCUUGGAUGGGGUCUAGAUGAGGAUGACGAUCGGAAAGAUGUCUGGAUGGAUGAUGCCAAGUCGAGUAUUGCCCGUGGGAAAUACGAAACGGCGCGGGCUAUCUAUGCCUACGCGCUGCGGGUAUUCGUUAACCGCCGGUCAAUCUGGCUCGCCGCAGCGGAUUUGGAACGCCAUCACGGAAGCAAAGAAGCCUUGUGGCAAGUACUUGAGAAGGCUGUUGAGGCCUGUCCCCAGAGUGAAGAGAUCUGGCUGCAGCUUGCCAAAGAGAAGUGGCAGGCAGGAGAAGUCGAUGAUGCUCGGCGCGUUCUCGGCCGGGCCUUCAACCAGAAUCCCAACAACGAAGAUAUCUGGCUUGCCGCUGUCAAGCUGGAAGCCGACGCCAACCAGACAGAUCAGGCCCGGGAGCUUCUUGCCACAGCUCGCCGCGAGGCUGGCACCGACCGUGUAUGGAUUAAGAGUGUUGCCUUUGAGCGGCAAUUGGGUAAUACUGACGACGCGCUGGACCUCGUCAACCAGGGGCUGCAGCUCUAUCCCAAAGCUGACAAGCUGUGGAUGAUGAAGGGCCAAAUAUACGAGGCUCAAAACAAGUUCCCUCAAGCACGCGAGGCAUACGGUACCGGCACUCGCGCGUGCUCCAAGUCUGUUGCACUCUGGCUCCUCGCUUCACGGCUAGAAGAAAAAGCCGGUGCCGUGGUCCGAGCACGCUCCGUCCUGGAUCGAGCUCGAUUGGCUGUUCCCAAGAGCGCCGAGCUCUGGACUGAAAGUGUGCGGGUUGAGCGCCGUGCCAACAACCUCGCGCAGGCCAAGGUGCUCAUGGCCAGGGCGUUACAAGAAGUCCCGACAUCUGGCUUGCUGUGGAGCGAGAGCAUCUGGCACCUCGAGCCGCGGGCGCAGCGUAAGGCGCGCAGCCUAGAGGCGAUCAAGAAGGUUGACAACGACCCGAUUCUCUUCAUCACCGUCGCGCGCAUCUUCUGGGGUGAACGACGUCUGGAGAAGGCGAUGACUUGGUUUGAGAAAGCCAUUGUGGCCGACAGUGACUAUGGUGAUGGCUGGGCCUGGUACUAUAAAUUCUUGAUGCAGCACGGGACUGAGGUUGGUGGCCUAUUCUACCCCUUUUGCAGCCACCCGAAGCUAAUACGUUUGCAGGAAAAACGAUCCGAUGUCAUCUCGAAGUGCAUGUCGACGGAGCCGAAGCAUGGCGAGGUCUGGCAGUCGAUUGCCAAAGACCCAGCUCGUGCACACAAGUCGACCGAGGAUAUCCUGAAGCUCGUUGCGGAGACCGUCAACUAG